AUGAACGUGGAAAAGAAGGAUCGUGAAAGAGAGUCUGAAGCUUCGGAGCAAGUUGUGAAUCCAUAUAAAGUGUCCGGAAAAGACGGCAAGGAGAUCGAUUACGACAAGCUUAUUGACAAAUUCGGCUGCCAAAGGCUCGACGAGUCACUGAUUGAUCGUGUUCAAAGACUUACUUCUCUUCAACCACACGAAUUCCUCCGCCGUGGUGUCUUUUUCGCCCACAGGGAUUUCAAUGAGAUUCUGGACGCGUAUGAGAGAGGAGUUUUAUCUCUACACUGGGAGAGGACCGUCAUCGGAAGCUUUGCAUUUAGGGCAUUUAAUUGCUUUCUUGUUUACCAAAUACUUGCAAGAAGCUUUCAAGGUUCCUCUUGUUAUACAGCUAACGGAUGA
Molecule: messenger RNA, 390 nt
Organism: Microthlaspi erraticum
Lineage: Eukaryota; Viridiplantae; Streptophyta; Magnoliopsida; Brassicales; Brassicaceae
Source: the annotation of a GenBank genome assembly